AUGCAAUUUACUUUAUUCCGUAAAAUACUGAAAAAUGUUUAUCUAUCUGCUAAGAUUUUUCAUCACCCGAGAACAUUCACCACCACUUGUGUCUAUUUCAAUCGUCAAACGUUCAAUAUCGGUGAUUCCGUGCAGAUUGAAAGAUUUUUCACUCAGGAUGAUGUAGCCAUUUUCGCUCGUUUAACACAUGAUGAUAAUCCCAUUCAUUUAGAUGAAACGGUAGCAAUUGAAAAAAAUUUUGCUAAACCUAUAGUUCAUGGUGCUCUAAUCAAUGGAGUCAUAUCUUCUAUAAUUGGAACUAAACUUCCGGGACAUGGUAGCAUCUUAAUAGAACAAGAUUUACAUUUUCCUAAUCCUUGUAAUAUUUGUUGGCGAGAAAUUUAUCACCAAAGUAACGAUUGCAGAUCGCAAACUUAUUCUGCUCGAGCAAAACCAUUUCUGAGAGAUAUCGGUGUUACUCAUGUCUUGAAUUGUGCUCUAAAUCAAUGUUUGACAUAUAAUGAUACGAAAUUCGAUCAAGAAUAUUAUGAAGAUUUUCGGAUCAAAUUCAAAGGACUUGAACUGGAUGAUAUAUGCUCGGAAAACAUUGCACGUUAUUUUGAUGAAGCAAUUGAAUUUAUCGACGAUGCCAUGGCAAGCGGUGGUAAAGUUCUAGUACAUUGUUUGGCUGGCAUUAGUCGUUCGGCAACAAUCACGAUUGCUUAUCUUAUGAAACGGCAUUCAAUGACCAUCGAAAAUGCAAUCAAAACAGUUAAACAAAACAGACGUAUAUAUCCGAAUGAAGGUUUUCUUAAACAAUUGGUUGAAUUAGAUUUUAAACUACGAAAACGAUCGGUCAAUCGAUAAACCGAAAUUCCAAUAUCAUUCUUUUUUCUUACUCAAUUAUUUUAUGUUUUCAAACAUUGAUGAAUUAUCAUUGUUUUUCUUUUCAUGAUUAGA
This is a messenger RNA of Dermatophagoides pteronyssinus (European house dust mite), 939 nucleotides long. Its product is annotated as hydroxyacyl-thioester dehydratase type 2, mitochondrial-like. Gene Ontology annotation, molecular function: (3R)-hydroxyacyl-[acyl-carrier-protein] dehydratase activity. NCBI's taxonomy places the organism in Eukaryota, Metazoa, Arthropoda, Arachnida, Sarcoptiformes, Pyroglyphidae. Gene Ontology annotation, cellular component: mitochondrion. The record is from RefSeq and is a predicted model, not a curated record. Gene Ontology annotation, biological process: fatty acid biosynthetic process.